AUGAUGAUAAGAUGUGAACUUUUGGUUUAUAACUCAGAUUUGGCAUCUUCGGAAACGACUACAACUGAGCAAGAAGUCGUGAUUGCUUUGGGAAGCAAUGUUGGAAACAGAAUGAACAAUUUCAAAGAGGCUUUACGUUUGAUGAAAAUUUAUGGGAUCCGUGUAACGAGGCACAGUUGUUUGUACGAGACAGAGCCUGUUCAUGUGACAGAUCAACCCAAAUUUCUCAAUGCUGCUGUGAGAGGUGUAACAAAGCUCGACCCUCAUGAGCUCUUGGCCGUUCUCAAGAAAAUUGAGAAAGAGAUGGGACGUCAAGAAAAUGGUAUAAGGUAUGGACCAAGACCACUUGACUUGGACAUAUUGUUCUAUGGGAAGCUAAGAAUAACUUCUGAUAAACUCAUCAUUCCUCAUGAGAGGAUUUGGGAAAGACCAUUUGUAUUAGCACCUUUGGUAGAUUUGCUUGGAUCAGAUGUUGAUGAUGAUGAUAAUGAUCAUAUAGUUUCACAUUGGCAUUCACUAGCAAUGCAUCAUGGUGGCAUUUUCCAAGCGUGGGAGAAACUUGGUGGAGAAUCAUUGCUUGAGAAACACGGUAUCCAAAGGGUUUUACCAAUAGGAGACCAAUUAUGGGAUUUUUCUAAGAAAACUUAUGUAAUGGGUAUACUUAAUCUUACACCUGAUAGCUUUAGUGAUGGAGGUAAGUUUCAGUCCAUAGAUUCCGCGGUUUCUCGAGUCCGUGCUAUGAUCUUUGAAGGUGUAGAUAUUAUUGAUAUCGGUGCACAAUCAACAAGACCAAUGGCUUCAAGGAUUUCUUGUCAAGAAGAGAUAGAUAGACUAAUUCCGGUUUUAAAAGCUUUGCGUGGUAUGCAAGAAAUGAAGGGGAAACUUAUUUCUGUGGACACUUUUAACUCUGAGGUUGCUUUAGAAGCAAUAAGAAAUGGAGCUGAUAUUUUGAAUGAUGUAUCAGGAGGAACUUUAGAUCCAAAUAUGUAUAAGGUUGUUGCGGAUUCUGAUGUUCCUUACAUGGUUAUGCACAUGAGAGGAGAUCCAUGUACAAUGCAGAACAAAGAGAAUUUGGAGUAUAAUGAUUUAUGCAAAGAUGUUGCUUUAGAGCUUUAUUCGAGAGUAAGAGAUGCAGAGCUCUCUGGGAUUCCAGCUUGGAGGAUUAUGACUGAUCCAGGAAUAGGGUUUUCUAAGAAAGUUGAUCACAAUCUAGAUAUUAUCAUUGAUUUGCCGAAAAUCCGGAAAGAGAUGGCCAAGAAGAGCGUAUCAUUGUCUCAUGCACCUAUGCUUAUAGGACCUUCAAGGAAGAGAUUCUUGGGAGACAUUUGUGGCCGUCCUGAGGCAAGUGAAAGAGAUCCAGCAACUGUUGCUUGUGUUACUGUUGGGAUAUUGGGAGGUGCCAAUGUGAUUAGGGUUCAUAAUGUUAGAGAUAACGUAGACGCGGCAAGGCUAUGCGAUGCAAUGAUGAGAAAAAAAAAAGUCAAAAAGGAUGAUUAG
Messenger RNA from Microthlaspi erraticum, 1497 nucleotides. The record is from the annotation of a GenBank genome assembly. Lineage: Eukaryota; Viridiplantae; Streptophyta; Magnoliopsida; Brassicales; Brassicaceae.